This is a messenger RNA of Malus domestica (apple), 1658 nucleotides long. RefSeq lists its product as uncharacterized. The record is from RefSeq and is a predicted model, not a curated record. Lineage: Eukaryota; Viridiplantae; Streptophyta; Magnoliopsida; Rosales; Rosaceae.
GGGUUCAUAAAUUAUAAGUUCUGUGAUUAAAACCAAUAGGUUCCAAAACCAUAAAUAAUAUUGAGGAAAAUAUAUCUUCAUUGCCGCGUUAGGGAAUCGAACACAGGUUCUAGUAUAAUGCCUUGCGAAUAACGAAAAAACAUGUUUGAAAAAUAUAACCUUUUGAAUUUCAAAGGAUGUUACGGUUGGAUUUUCUGCAAAUCCAAGGGAAGGGGUUUUCUUUCCGAUUGGGUCUUUUCGAGUAAGAACAUUAACCAACAAUACAUGCUUCUGAGUUACAAUCUUACAACUGAUAUGAUCAAUUUGAAUGGUUAUUCCGCUGCACUGUUUAAAAAAUUGGAUCUGUGCAAGCAUCCGCCAUGUCUCUCAAGACUUUGAACUUAGCUUAUAUACCAACUCUCAGCUGAAGGUGUCUUAUAAUACACAAGACAAGAGUUGGGAUAUAGAUGAGCUCAUCGCACAAUGUGUUCAAGAGGAGACUCGGCAAAAGCUAGAAAGAGGCAAGGAUGUUGAGACUGUGAAUUUUGUGCAAGUAGGAAAGGGGAAGAAAUUCAACAAUGCUGGAAAUAAUUCAGAGAUUUGGUUGGGGAAUUUGGUCCAACACUUGGCGGGCAUAGUCGAGGCUGGAGAAGGAAGAGAGGGCACAGACGGUGAUAAGCUUGCUGGCGGAGUAGGGGUCGAAGAGAAGGCCUGUACGGAGCAUUUGGGAGUGGACUUGCUUCAGCUGCUUGAUGCUGGUGCAGUGGUCGAUUGAGGAAAGAGGUGGGUCGCUUGAGAAACGAAGGUCGUUAGUGGCGGUUGGGGAUGUAGGGUUUGUGGGUGACGUGGCAGAGAUAUAAGGGGGUGCUUAGAGUUGCCAUCUCUUCUGUGGUCACUCUCGCACUAGCUGUUUUCACUUGAGGUUUUUUAAAAGGAAAACUAAUGAAAAAGAUUUGAAAGCUUUGAAUUUUAACGAUAAGGACAAAAUAAAGGGUAAAGUGAAUAGUAUUAGGAUUUACUUUUUAGUGUAAAAAUGUGAUUUUUCGUUAAAGUGAACAGUACCGGGAGUUUUUCGUUAAAGUUCCCUUUUUAAAAUUCUUUGAGGAGAUUCGAUCUUGUGAAAACGUUUUUAUGUUCCGCAUCGUGAAAACGUUCUUCGAUUUAAAAUUAACUUUAGCCGGUUCGGACUAAAAAAACCAUCGGUUUCACUUGUUGAGGCAAGAAUGCAUGACUUGUUAACUUAGAUGUAACCCAUGCCAAAUUAAUUGUAUUUCAGGCCGAACAUGAAUCCGUUUGAAGCUACUCAUAUUGUACUAGAGAAGCCAAUGCAUGAACAAUGGAUUCAUUUUACCUCCUCACCUAACUACUCGAGAUUAGGGAGUAGGUUUAGGUGGGAAAGUUUUAGAAACAUUUCCAUACUUUGUGCCGGAAGUAUUUCACUUAAUUUUCUUUUUAGUUUUGAACUUUGGCGAUAUUUAUUAUGUGCUUUUAAGACCCAAGACUCCAUUAUUCGAUUAUUCACUUAAUCUUGUUAGUUAUAGGUGUUUUUCUUCUAGUAUUCAAGGCUCCAAGAACACAGAUGUUCUAAUUAAUGUGGCUACACCUAAUAUUUUGAGUUUAGCAAACAUAAGAUCCGGGUAAAUGGAAAAGAAAAACCAAAAAAUCAAUUCCACUUUAAU